Messenger RNA from Dentiscutata heterogama, 1101 nucleotides. NCBI's taxonomy places the organism in Eukaryota, Fungi, Glomeromycota, Glomeromycetes, Diversisporales, Gigasporaceae. The record is from the annotation of a GenBank genome assembly.
AUGACUGAAUCUAAUACCACUUCACAAUGGAACAAUUUAAAAAAAAUAUAUGAUUAUUUGUUAGAAAUUUUUAAAGUGCCAUCAUUGAAACCAGAAUUACAGUUGACAAAUGUUGAGAUCUUUAACUGUGAUUUUCUCGUCAACCUUAAUGAACUUUUUUCAAAGUCCAACAUCAAGCCCAAUACUCGAAUCUUCAGAAUCUAUGGUAACAUAAUUCAACUAUCGGACGAUUUAACAAUUCCACCCUUGAAUAGCGGUGGUGUUAUUUUGAUUGCAGCAAGACGAAUUGAAAUUAAACAAGGAUAUGCUAACAUUUCAAAAGAUAAUAAAACCGUUGGCAAAUCACUUACUAUACGUGAUGACAAGAACCCUGAUGAUAAGGAUCUAUACAUCUUUGAUAGUUCUAUUCUUGAAAAUCAUUCAUCAUUCCGUAAAAUGCUACGAUACUCUUUACUUAUUGCCAGUGUCUUAUUUUAUGAUGAACCUGAAAUUACACGAUCAAUUCUCUCUUGGAUAUGCAAAAUAACCGAAUCACAAUCUGAUGAACUACAUCAUCAAGCACUUACAAUAUUUGUUCAAUUGGAUAUCUCUGAAGAAAGAAGGAAAAAUAAAAUUUCAUAUAUUCCAUUAUUGAAUAAAGAUUUCUAUAAGAAAGGAAUCGAAGAAUUUAUGAAUUCAGUAGAAAAUUAUGAAAACAAAUAUAUGCAAUUUUUAACUAAAAGGGAUAUUGCCACUCAAGAGAAAAUUGAAUCUAAAGUAUGGUUAGAAAAUUAUAAUGAUGAAACCACUUUGAACGUUCACUUAGAAAAAAUUGAACAUGAACGUUAUGUUUCAGCAUUUAAAUUAAUGAAAAAAUUAGAAGAUGAACUAAAGGACAAAAAAAAUGACGUAAGCAACGCAAGUGAAUCCUUCGAAGACGGGAUUGAAGAAUGGAAGCAACAAAAAAUCCAUGAUGCAGAAAAAGAAAUGUUAAUUGCAGUUUUUAGUUUGGCAGUACGCGUUGGCACAAUUGUUAUCAGACCUGAUGGCAUAGUCGACAUUAUUAAAACUAUAGAGAAGACAUCUGUUUCGAUUCAAGAUGCUUUUAAUGCUGCAGAUAAA